CCAGCGGCUCGUUGGCGCCAGCAUUGGUCGUGACGUGUCGCGACGGGAGCGGCCGGAGGGUGGACGGUAUCCGCUAGCGGGAAGAUGCCGAAGAACAGCGGCAAGCAGGUGACGCCAGCCCCCGGCUCCGGCCCCGGCCUAGGGCUGCGGGAGCGGCUGGACGGACACGAGCUCGACCUGAGUCUCAGCGGCCUGAGCGAGGCGCCGGUGCGAGAGCUGGCUGCCUUGCCUAAGGCCACCACCCUGGAUCUGUCCUGCAAUAGCUUUGUCUUGUUGCCGCCAGAGUUUUGCAGCUUGACGCAUCUCAUCAGGCUGGAUCUCAGCAAGAACCAGCUGCAGGAGCUUCCCUCUGACUUUGGGCGACUUGUUAACCUGCAGCAUCUGGACCUGUAUAACAACAAGCUGAUCAGCUUGCCGGUCACCUUUGCUCAGCUCAAGAAUUUGAAAUGGUUGGAUUUAAAAGGAAAUCCGCUCGAUUCAACGCUCAAGAAGGUGGCAGGGGAUUGCCUGGAUGAGAAGCAGUGUAAACAAAGUGCAGCCAAUGUGCUACGUUAUAUGAAAACCAUUCAGUCUGAACAAGAUCGUGAGAAGCAGCGGCGGCUACAGGUUGAGCGUGAGAUAGAGAAAAGACAGGAAGCAGAAUUGCGGGCUAAGGAAGCAAGAGAACGAGACCUACGUAAACGUGAGAAAAUGGAGGAGAAGGAGAGACGCAGGAAGGAGUACGAUGCACAGAAAAUACAACAGUUGAAUGAGCCGAAGGAGAAACAUUAUGAUGGUGUGUUGGAAAAACCAGUUUCAUCCACAAGUCUAUCGACAUCUCACAAGAAGCACUCAUUCUGCUGGGUGUUGGUGAAGGUUCUCCUCUUCCUGCUGUUCUGCACAGUUGCCACUGUGGUACUGUGUAGGAAAAUAGAGCUCCCACACAAGCAGCUGUGCAGUACCGUGAAUCAUCUGUAUGAAGACGCACUUCAUUACCUGCAGAGAAACCAGGCUCUCCAGAGAAUGCUACGCAGCAUACCGUUUCCAUGACCAUGAGCCAGAUGAGUCACAGAAAUUCCUAUGGAAUUGAUGAUUAAUUCACGUGUUCUUCUACAGCACAUAGACCCUUCAAAUGGGUACUCGCCUCCCUGCAAAAUAAAUAUUUUUUUGCAUUCAA
Molecule: messenger RNA, 1156 nt
Organism: Leucoraja erinaceus (little skate)
Lineage: Eukaryota; Metazoa; Chordata; Chondrichthyes; Rajiformes; Rajidae
Gene: lrrc59
Product: leucine rich repeat containing 59
Exons: 7
Coding region: 85-1029 (314 amino acids)
Molecular function (GO): protein binding
Source: RefSeq, a predicted model, not a curated record